This is a messenger RNA of Dermacentor albipictus, 2200 nucleotides long. RefSeq names its product transcription initiation factor TFIID subunit 8-like. Gene Ontology annotation, molecular function: protein heterodimerization activity. NCBI's taxonomy places the organism in Eukaryota, Metazoa, Arthropoda, Arachnida, Ixodida, Ixodidae. Gene Ontology annotation, cellular component: transcription factor TFIID complex. Gene Ontology annotation, biological process: transcription initiation at RNA polymerase II promoter. The record is from RefSeq and is a predicted model, not a curated record.
GAUAACAGGAGUUCCCUCGGCGAAUAUGCUAAGAUGGCGUCGUCCGCCAGUGAUGCGGGCCCUGUGAACGCGCGCCGGAAAGCUCUCUUUGCGGCAGUAUGUUCGAUCUGUGUCGAAACUGGCUUCUCGAGCGCAGAGCGAGUAGCAGUCGAGUCUCUGGUGGAGAUGCUUCAAAGCUGUCUCGUCGAGAUCGCCCGAAGCAGCAGAGCCUUUUGCGAGCUCUCCGGGAGGACCGAGGUCUUGUCCGGAGAUGUCUUCGUGGCCCUCAUCGAAAUGGGCAUCAAUGUGGAAUCGUUAUGGAGCUUUGUCAAGCGUCCGAACCGCAUCACACUGCCAACACCGGGCUUACAGACACGAUCGUCGAUGCCAAAGAUCCUGCAGGCUGGAGACAAGAAGCCCCUGCCACCUCACAUUCCCGAACACAUGGUGCCCUUUCCUGAUCCACACGCCUACAUCCGGACACCAACACACAAGCAGCCUGUGACGGAGUAUGAAGCUAUUCGGGAGAAGCUGGCCAGCCAGAAGCGAGACGUGGAGCGUGCCCUGACCCGUUUUGUGGCCAAGACAGGCCCCACUCAGAGCCUCUUUGCAGACCAGUCAGCUCCAUUUCCUUUGAUAGCUUGCAAGCCAAUGGCCCAGCCAUACCUAGCAGCGCUGCUUCCCAAGGAUCAGGUGUUUGAGCAGCAGGAAGAGGAACAGGCCAAGAGCAGUCCUGAAAGGCCACCGGAGCUCGUCGACAACCCUUACCUGCGCUCAGUCAAGAUGCCACGAAAGCGCAAGCGGUGACUUCUUGACACAAAGACAAUGUGCGCAUGCUUGAUACUCUUUAAGAAGAAUGGCUGCAGCAAGCUGGCUGCGAGGAGACUCCGUAGAGCCAAGUAGGCUUUAAAGUUUCAUUGACCACCAAAUGCUCAAGUCUGAGAAGAAACAGACAGCCAACCAGAGCUUCUAUAUGGCAUCAUUCUUGGCUUGACUUGUUAGUUGGUGACCUUGAGCUUCACUGUGGAAUGUUGGUGACGUGCUUGGCUGUCUUUCUUGCAUAGAUGGUUGUGCACGGAUGUUUUGCAAGACAGAGUGGCUGCAACUGUGAUAGCAUUUCUUUGCAAUGUUCAUGCAGGACCCUAAACAAGCAUUCUGUAGUGAAUGCUGGAGACUUGUAAUAGCAUGGCGUCAAGAGUGGACCAGCAUCGCGACUGCUACACAACUGUCAAUGCACAACCAACCAAAAGUACUGACAUCACCUGGGUGGCAGUAAAGGUUGUGUAUGUGCACGUUUCUAGACGGGCAAUUUUACCAGUGUUCUGCAUCAUGCAAUGUUUGCAGACAGACAGGGAACUGUGGGCUUGCAUUAUACCAAAUACACAGUUCAGAGGUGACUAGGGACAUGAAAAAAAAAACAUAGGCAGAUGCCUUGUUGCUAUUCUUACUUGUCAUGUUUUAGUGGCAAGACACUUGUGUUACUCUGACAUUUUGCACCCUCUCAUGUGUAAUUUCAUUCCAUAGCUGUAAAUGCAAUACCUGCAGCUGCUCCCUUUCUCAUUACAGAGUUGCGCCAAGUACUUUGCUAUCAGUAGCGCCAUGUGCUUCCAAGUGAUGCUGACUGGAAAGCACAACAUACAGCAUUAAAGAAAGACGAUACUCACAAGUAGUAUUACUGCAGAUAAAAUUACGCCGCAAAGUUUGCCUCUGUUAACCAGGAGCCGUAUUAUGUAACAAUUAUUUUACUUCGAUUCUCUUAACACCCUUUUCAGCAAGUGGCCUGCACGAAAAGCAUGGUAACACCAUGCCUUUGGUGUUAUCAGCUAAUGAUCAAGGACAAAACAAAUUGAAAAUGAAAACUGUUGCAUGAUACAGGCCCAGAGCAAAUCCAAUGAUUGCAGUUACUUUAGGCCAUAACUAGGCCAGUUAUGGCUACUACAUUGCCAUACGUCUGUUGGCUUUGCCUUGUAGUUUUCAUCAUUUCUUGCACUGCAUGUUCUUUUAGGCUAUUCAGAAACAUACCACUUUGAUCACAUUCUUUUUAUUGUUAGUAGCUGCAAACUUCCUGUAAUGUUGAUGUUAACACUUUAUACAAAAACAAUGCAUGCAAGCAGGGCAUCACACUUAAAAACUUGAGUCCGCUACCCUGAUGUUCAGGGCAGUGUCUCCUCGUCUGUAAUGGCCAGUGACGAGGAUGAACAUUAAAAGUGCAUAUUACUGA